CGAUGCAUAGUAUCUUUGUUGCACAUAAGAUGUUCACGCAAAGAAAAAAACGCGAUUUAAACGAUUGCUAAAAGAAACACGAUAUAAACAAUUGAAACAACAGAUAAAAUCUGUCGGAUUUCAUACUAUGAUUAUUUUUGACAUAAGUUUUUUAUACUUCGCUUUGUUUUCAUGUUCAAAUGCUUAUCAAGCGUUUUUAUUCGGAGAUCUUGGCGAUGAAAAUGUAGUCAGUGUAAAAAAAUCAGCUAUACCGAAUGUCAAUAAAAUGCAAAGUGUAGAAGUUGGAAACCUAUUACCUGACGAAACUAAUUUUCAAAGCAUUGAUAAAAAGCUUUCUAGUGAGGAAAUCACACAGGAGCAUACAAACUUUUAUCCAGGCAUACCUGAACAAAAGUUGCACGAAGUUAAAGUUUUAAAUACAAUGUCCAAAGAACCAACGUUGAACAACCAAGAAAAUCCUUUAAAUGAAAAAAAUUAUAUUUCAAACGGAUUUGUUAACAAUGAUCUUGGGGUUAUGCAAAAACGAAACUUUUUAUAUAGAGGAUUACCACAUAGGGCGCCAUUAAGCCCGCAAGAGGUUGUUGCUUUGCAUGCAAUAAAAAAAAUUAUUGAACCUUCCAGCGCUCAUGAAAGACUGACUUAUACAGAGCAACCUAAUCAAGCUCGUAACCUGAUUUUCCGUCAAAAAGCUGUAAGUAUUGCAAAGGCAUUACGAUCUCCUAAAAUAAAAUCAUUCCUAGGUAUUAACAGACCAUUGUGGCCUAUUUCUUCAAAACUAAUUCGAUCUAAUUUUGUUGCAGGUAAAAAAUCAAACAUUUUUAACUCACCAACUCUAAAUAAGCAAUUAUUUCAAUACCUUCAAACUAGGGACAGAUAUUAUCCAUUAUAUACUUCAGGUCAAGAGCUGCAUCCUAUUGGUCAGAAAUUGAAUAAGUAUUUGUAUCCAUCUAAAAAAUCUAGUCAAAGUUUAUCUAAAAAUCUUUUAUAUAAAGGACUUCCAUUCAAUAUUAAAGCAAACCCAAUGAUUGACAAACGUAUGUUUGCCCAUGGAAAUUUUAGAAUACAAAGUUAUCCUAGUGAAACAAAAAAUGUCAAAAACUAUGCAAAAAUUCAUGGCUCACCGAUUAAAACAUUUAGCGAAAAAAAAAGAGUUUGGCUUCCUUACCCAGGAAGAACCAAGAAACGAGUAAUUAAUGAGCAAGAUGUUAAUAAUUUUUACAAGGAGAUCAAUUUAGCCAAUGAAUCAUACAAUCUAAGAAACGAUGUUUUAAAGCCGUCGUUAGAAGGAAAUUCAUUAAGAUAUCCUAUGAACUGGAGUGAUUACAAAGAAUAUUCUGCACCAACAUGGUUAGCGUCACUAAAAAAAGUAAUACAACCUGCUGAAUCGUUUAUAAAACGUGACAAAGUUGAAUUUCCAGUAAUGAAUAAAAAAGAAACCACAAAUGCAAGCAAGAAACAACUUCCAUUUUACCAUCCUCUCAGCACUACGUUUCCAGUUAUUUCAGCUUUUUUAACGCAACCAGGACAGAUACCAUGGGACUAUUAUAAUCCGGAGUAUCUUCCGGACGGAAGAAUACGACCACCUUUGUAUCCAAUUUCAAAGUAUCUUCGACCAGGUACAUGUCUCCCAGAAUCUUCCCUAUGUGAUAAAGGUCGACAUGAACAAUGCUGUGGGGCUGCUACAUUUUGCACAGAUUUCUGGGGUAUCAGUAAGUGUCUUGCUCAUCAAAAACCUAACGAAAAUGACUACCAUAAUCCUUUACAAAUAGAAGUUAACAAUUUUAUGAAAAGUAAUUAUAACUUUUGGCUUGCAGCUUUAAAUUAUGGUUUUUAGACUAAAAAAUGUAUUAAGCAUUAUUUCCAAAUGUAGGAAGUUGAAUAAAGUAGAACAUUGAAAGGUCGAUCAUCAAACUAAUUAAAGAAACUUGCACUAAGUUGCGCUUUUAAAAUUAUUCGAAAAAAAAGACAAAUUAAUAAAGUAGCAGUGAUCUAAAAACAAUAUUUCAUUUAAUUUUAAAAUUAUUUAUUUGAUACUAUAUGCAAUUAACAAUAAUUGACACUAGUAAAAUUUGUUUAUACUGUUAUAAUCAUUAUUGCUGUUUAUCAUUGUACAAAUAUUCACUAUUAUGUCGCCAUUAUUGUUCUGACUGCCACUUUUUGUUCAAUAAAGUUUAAUAAAAUCA
Messenger RNA from Hydra vulgaris (swiftwater hydra), 2183 nucleotides. RefSeq lists its product as uncharacterized. NCBI's taxonomy places the organism in Eukaryota, Metazoa, Cnidaria, Hydrozoa, Anthoathecata, Hydridae. The record is from RefSeq and is a predicted model, not a curated record.